UUGAGAGGGAUUUCAUGGAAAGUGUCAACAGGGAAGCUAAAUCAAAGAUGGAAGAUUACGAAGUAAUAGAGCAGAUUGGGAGAGGUGCUUUUGGAGCAGCGUUACUUGUUCAUCACAAGAUAGAGAAAAAGAAGUAUGUGCUGAAGAAAAUUCGUCUAGCUAAAGAAACGGUGAAAUUUCAGCGAACUGCACAUCAAGAGAUGAAUUUGAUGGCAAAGCUGAAUAAUCCCCAUAUUGUACAAUACAAAGAUGCAUGGGUGGAAAAGGAUUCCUCUGUAUGUAUCGUCACAAGUUAUUGUGAAGGUGGAGACAUGACUAAGAUGGUCAAGAAAGCUGGGGGGACCUUCUUUCCUGAAGAGAAGCUCUGUAAGUGGAUGACUCAGCUCUUGAUAGCUCUGGACUAUCUUCACUCAAAUCGCAUACUUCACAGGGAUAUCAAGUGCUCAAAUAUUUUCCUCACACGAGGCCAUGAUAUCAGGCUGGGUGACUUUGGACUUGCAAAACUUCUAACCAAAGAUGGUCUUACUUCUUCAGUGGUUGGCACUCCAAACUACAUGUGCCCAGAGCUCCUUGCAGAUUUACCUUAUGGCUACAAAUCUGAUAUCUGGUCCCUAGGCUGCUGUAUGUUUGAGAUUGCUGCUCACCAACCACCAUUUAGAGCUUCUGAUAUGGCUGGACUUGUAAACAGAAUAACUAAGUCGACAGUAUCUCCAAUCCCAACAGUGUAUUCCACCACAUUGAAGCAAUUGAUCAGAAGCAUGCUUAGGAAAAAUCCUGAACACAGACCAACGGCAGCAGAGCUCUUGAGGCAUCCGCAUUUACAGCCAUACAUUGCUCAAUACCACAACUUAUCUCCAGUCUUCGUUCCAAUAAAGUCUACAAAGAAUUCAAAACACAAGGCACCGCAGGGUCAACUGUCUGGCAAGCCCAAGUUAGGAAAGGAUGGAAAAUCUGGAAAGGAGAAUCUGGUAAAACAGAUGCAAGGUGUUGAAGCAGUCAAUAGAAAUAUCAACCUGCUCCAAGGUAAUGUAGUCAGAGCUAAACUGCCUGCAUCCAAGAUCCCAAAAGCCAGCAGUGAAACAAUGCAGUUGCAGUAUGUUGGCUCUUUCAAGAAAAUACCUAAAACUGAUGGAAGUGAUAGAGCAGGCUACAAUUACAUAAGAAAAACAAAAGGUUUCAAUUCCAGAACCUCGUCAAGCAGCACUCUAACUGAUCAGCAUGAAGAUACAGAACAAUUAGCCCAUGCACCUCAAAAAAUUUAUGGAGAAUCUGAGGCUGGAGGUUUACAGGAACUGCACAGAAGAAUGGAAAAGCCACAUGUGUCUCUAUACAUUAAUUGGCUUCUUGAAGACGAAGAGCAAACAUCACCGGAAGCUACAGUGGCUCUAGAACAUAACCCAGGACCAUCCUCGAGAAAUUAUAGAGAGGAAUUCUCAAAAUCGUACUCUAUGAUUUCAGUUACAGAAAACACCUCAACUGGACUUUCAAGAGAUCAAGGAGGAGCUAAAGUAAAUGAUCAACAGUCCUCCAUGAGAGCAGAAAAUGUUCACAGUAGCAAUCUAAGUCAGGAAGUUGGUGAAACGUCAUCAAUCAGCAUGCAAAAUUUUCUACAUAUCAGCAAACUCAGAAUGAAAUUAGAUACAGCAAGCCAAGAAAGAGCAGAUGCCCUGGAAUCAUUACUUGAACUUUGUGCAAAGCUACUUAAGCGGGAAAGGAUUGAAGAACUUGCUGGGGUGUUGAAGCCAUUUGGGGAAGAAGCUGUAUCAUCAAGAGAAACAGCAAUUUGGUUGACAAAGGGACUCCUUAAUAUUCAAAAACAAGGGGCAUGAAGCUUGGUAUUUUCCUGUAAAUUAUCUUAGCUAUCUGAAAUAUAUCUAUUACAAGAAUGAGUUCUUAUAUGACUAACUAGGGUAUGUGCCACUGAAAACGAGAAAAUCACUUGACUUCAUUAAGGCUAGAAAACAAAAAUGAGAUAUACUCAGAAUAUGAAUGGUUUUAAAAUGACAAAAGGCAGAAUUGGAGAAGUUCAGAAGAUUAUUUGGAGUAAAAUUGGGCAUAGUCCUGACAUUGCUAAAAUCUAAACCAGCUAAUGAUCUACUACCAUAGCUAGUUCUCUUCAGCUGACUGUUUUAUUGCUUUUCUUGGCUAAAUCUUUGUUUACUUUGCCAGAAUGAUGAUUCUGCUUAGUUAUUUGAU
This is a messenger RNA of Coffea eugenioides, 2196 nucleotides long. RefSeq names its product serine/threonine-protein kinase Nek6-like. The coding region runs from base 15 to 1829 and encodes 604 amino acids. The record is from RefSeq and is a predicted model, not a curated record. Lineage: Eukaryota; Viridiplantae; Streptophyta; Magnoliopsida; Gentianales; Rubiaceae. Gene Ontology annotation, molecular function: ATP binding; protein kinase activity. Gene Ontology annotation, biological process: protein phosphorylation. The transcript is spliced from 13 exons.